Messenger RNA from Opisthorchis viverrini, 786 nucleotides. RefSeq lists its product as hypothetical. Lineage: Eukaryota; Metazoa; Platyhelminthes; Trematoda; Opisthorchiida; Opisthorchiidae. The coding region runs from base 80 to 667 and encodes 195 amino acids. Gene Ontology annotation, molecular function: calcium ion binding. Gene Ontology annotation, cellular component: dynein complex. The record is from RefSeq and is a predicted model, not a curated record. Gene Ontology annotation, biological process: microtubule-based process. The transcript has 3 exons.
AUAUCUAUAUAAGCUGUAGGUGAGCGUGAUCACUGAGUGAUUCCCUCACGACUUCCUGUCGCUGUUCGUCUUAUUUGACAUGACACAACAAGCAGCACAAAGCAAUGUGGUGGAAGAAUUAAUGAAAUGCUUCAUGCUGUUGGAUGUGAAUAAUGAUGGUUUUGUUUCACGUGAAGAACUUGUUGAUUUCUGUCAGAAGCACCAGUUGAACCCAGCUGAUAUUGAUCAAUUUCUCCAGCGGUUUGAUGUAGAUGCUGACGGAAAGAUUUCCUUUGAAGAAUAUGCUCGAGGACUUGGACUGACCAUUCAAGAGGUACAGCAAGAGAAGAAGGAGGUCAACCUUCAAAAUUCCAGAGAGGCUAGCGGUGAAAAACUUCAAUUCGAAGACGUUGAAAUUCUCAGUACAUCAAUGACAUGGUCCAAGCAAGAAACUAUUAUUAACAAAUUCAAAGAAUUGGUGGGUGGCGGUGAUCCAAACGAAGAAGCGAUGAACAACGUUGUAGAACAACUACAACAGUUUUUGAAUGAGGAAUACGGACGAUUAUGGCAGUGUAUUAUGCUCACCGGCUCCUACUGGAUGAAAUUUAGCCACGAACCGUUCAUGUCGUUGCAAUUUCGAUACAGCGGAAAACUGGUGGUCUGCGUGUGGCGUACUAACCGCGCAUAGGUUUAUAAUCCAACAACGAGGUUCAGUGACUAGACUCCGACUAUCUCAUCUUUUUGUGAUUUAUUCAAAUGUCACUUAUUAGGCUGUCCUUUUUUUUAAUAAAUACAUAAACCAAAAGC